AUGAAGAUCGAAGUGCAAAGCAAGAAAUUGAUCAAGCCAUCGGCUCCGACACCGAACCACAGUCGAAAGCUAAACAUUUCAGGUAUUGAUGAGAUUAUGUCUUCACUGUACCAUGGUUUCCUUUUCUACUACCAGGCCAACGGCGAAAACCAUGAAGACGAUAUUUGCCAAAGGCUUCGCCUUUUGGAGGAGUCGCUUUCGGAUACCCUGAUGAUCUUCUACCCUCUAGCUGGUCGGUACGUCGAGGAAGAGCUCUUUAUCGACUGUAACGACCAAGGAGUAGAAUUUGUGCAUGCCAAAGUGAAUGGCCAGCUCGAUCAGCUCCUCCAUGGAGAAUUUGACACAGACCUGCUUGGCCGUUUGUCCGAGUUCCGAGUGGGACCAGCCGGCAAUCCCCUAGUCGUGAUUCAAGUGAAUGUGUUCGAGUGUGGGGGACUUGUGAUCAGCCUGCGCUCUUGUCACAAGUUAGGCGACAUGGCCGCCAUGGCGACAUUCAUGAACUCAUGGGCAACCGCGUGCAGGAGCGGAAUCCGCGAAUUAGCCUCACCUUAUUUCCAGAUGUCCUCUCUAUUCCCGGUGAAGAGGUCGGGGGUAUUUAUUAACCCUCCACUUCUUGCUGGAGUAAAACUCACGAUGAAUCGGUUCUUGUUCAGUGGUGCGGCCCUAUCGAGAUUGAAAUUAGCUGGCCCUAAAAAUAUGAGGAUAUCAAGAGUGGAGGCUGUGUCCGCACUGUUAUGUAAGGCAUUCGUAACUAUGGAUCGAGCGAAACACGGGCGCCUAAGGCCCCUUGUCGUUUACCAGAACUUGAACUUGCGUGGGAGAGUCAAUCUACCCAUACCGACAAAUGCGUUCGGUAACGUCAUCACCAAGGUCGUCGCCCGACACACGAUGAGUCAGAGCAGCCUGGAUUUCGAAGCGUUUUUGAAGAUGAUCCACGGUAUGUUUGCGAAUGUGAAGGCAAGGUUCGCAGCCAUAGCCGACACAGAGAUGUGUAUGGAUAUGGUGAAGGAUUCUGUAAGAGAAUACGAGGAGGGGAUGAACAGUGAGGAAGAGAAUGUGGUGAACUUUACAAGCUGGUGUGGUUUCCCAUUCUACGACAUCGAUUUUGGUUGGGGGAGACCGGACUUGGUGAGCAGCGCAUGCGUGCCUCUCCGCAAGAUUAUUCUCCUUGAUAGUAAAUCUGAGGGUGGAAUCGAUGCAUGGAUCGUACUAAGCCAAGAGGAGAAGGUUCUUCUUGAGCAAGACCCUGACAUUGCUGCUUUUACUUCUUGA
Messenger RNA from Eucalyptus grandis, 1272 nucleotides. Its product is annotated as acetyl-CoA-benzylalcohol acetyltransferase. The coding region runs from base 1 to 1272 and encodes 423 amino acids. The transcript has a single exon. Lineage: Eukaryota; Viridiplantae; Streptophyta; Magnoliopsida; Myrtales; Myrtaceae. The record is from RefSeq and is a predicted model, not a curated record.